AUGACACGGAUAGAGAAAAUUGACGUUGCAGAACCGCCGGACCAGACUGUCGCUUUCACGACGAUGGAGACGAGGCGCCUCCUCCGGAAGUUGGACAUCGCCAUCCUUCCUCUAGUCUCUACGAUGUAUCUACUUUCGUUUCUCGAUCGGUCCAACAUUGGGAAUGCUAGACUAGCUGGUCUUGAGCAAGAUUUAGGGAUGACUGGCUGGGAUUAUGCUACUGCAGUUUCAGUCUUCUUCCCUUUCUACAUUAUAUCCGAGGUACCGUCCAAUCUCGCCAUGAAAAGGUUCCGGCCGUCGAUCUGGAUUCCCUCGAUCAUGGUUGCUUGGGGCAUAGUCAUGACCCUCAUGGGCCUAGUGCACAACUUUGGAGGUCUGUUGGCUGCACGUAUGGCACUUGGUCUUGCUGAAGGUGGCUUGUUUCCUGGUGUUGCUUAUUACAUCACCUUAUGGUACCGUCGCCAUGAAUGCGGUUCCAGAAUUGCGAUCUUCUUCUCCGCCGCAACUGCUGCAGGUGCCUUUGGAGGCCUGCUUGCGCGUGGCAUCAUGGAAAUGGAUGGGAUUGCUGGGCUCAAUGGUUGGGCAUGGAUCUUCAUCCUUGAAGGUAUCCUGACCGUCAUAGUUGCUGGAAUCUCCUACAAGUAUCUAAACGAUUACCCCGACACCGCCAAGUUCCUGACCGAGAAGGAAAAGACUGAAGUCAUACGACGCCUGAAAGACGACAGCACGGCUUUAUCGAACGAAUUCCGCACUCAAUUCAUCAAGGAUGCUUUCAGUGACUGGAGAGUUCUUGUGCACUGUCUAAUCACCUUCACAAACUUCUUACCACUCUAUUCCAUCUCGAUCUUUCUGCCAACCAUAAUUCGGGGAAUGGGAUACACAAAUGAGACUGCUCAGUUGCUUACAGUACCGCUUUAUUUCCUUGCUUGUUUUGGCACUGUUGGCAUUGGCUUUGCUGCCGACAGACUUAGAAUACGUGGCCUAUUCGUCAUCGGACUUGCUGCACUGGCCAUCGUCGGAUUCAUCAUUCUCCUUACUGUCGACACAAAUGGCGUCAAAUACUUCGCCUGUUUCCUAGUAUUGCUCGGAAUCUAUCCAAACGUGCCACAGAUUACCUCUUGGAACAGUAACAACGUUGGCGGAUCUGUAAAGCGAGGUGUAGCCAUUGCUAUGCAGAUCGGAACGGGCAACAUGGGCGGCGCAGUCUCGGGAUUCAUCUUCCAGGCCCGCGAUGCUCCUCAUUACCGUACUGGCCAUGGCAUUCUCCUCGCAUUGUGCUGUUUGACUGUGUUGCUGGCUUCAUUCAUGACGUGGUAUUUGCGGAGAGAAAACAGCAUAAGAGAUUCCAAACAUAAGCCUCCUCACGAGUACACUCUUUUUGAACAAGAAGCGGAGGCAGAUAAAGGUGAUAAUGCUUCUUUCUUCCGAUACACCGUCUGA
This is a messenger RNA of Alternaria burnsii, 1440 nucleotides long. Its product is annotated as mfs general substrate transporter. Bases 1 to 1440 code for a protein of 479 amino acids. The record is from RefSeq and is a predicted model, not a curated record. Gene Ontology annotation, molecular function: transmembrane transporter activity. The transcript has 6 exons. Gene Ontology annotation, cellular component: membrane. Lineage: Eukaryota; Fungi; Ascomycota; Dothideomycetes; Pleosporales; Pleosporaceae. Gene Ontology annotation, biological process: transmembrane transport.